UUUUUUUCUGCUUUUCUCUUCUCCCCCAGCUGGCAUGCCAAUUUGCGAAAUGGCCAAAGGGAACACUCCUAUUUACAAAUGGAAUGCACCAGAGCAGAAAUAAACCACACGGAAAUCUGUCAUUAUUCUUAUAAGGCUUUAAAAAAUAUUUUUUGUCCAUUUUUUGCCUAUUUAAAAUCUAUUAAAAUGACUGUGGAUGUUCAACAAGCUGCUACUAGCUGUGUUGGGAAGCAACAAAAUUCGAAGAAUACUUCAAAAACGUUUCAGUUAACAAUCUCUUUAAAAAAUGUAGAAGAUGGUGCAAAUAAUGUUACGUUCAAACAGGAUGGUUCGAGAUUCCCAACCUCACAAAGAACAAUAAAGCUUAUAACAAAUUCUAAAUACCAGAUUGUUUUAAGCAGCAAACCUGCUCAGGAAUUUACAAGCCUACACCUAGCUGGGAGUGAUUUGGAUCUCAUUCCAGAAAAGGGACAAGGCAUUGGAAGCUACUCAGCAAUUUGGGACACCGCGGGGAUUGAACCUACACGGAGAGGGGGAAGACAAGAUAUUUUAUUUGUUCUAGAGGGUCAAAACCAAACCCUUACACAAAAAUUACAGACAAAAUUUUAUGGAAAACAGGAUUCUCAUGGAAUAAUAGGGCAUAGAUUGGAGGUAUUGAAUUAAUUAAAUUUUUUAAAAAUAAUUUUUUAGGCAUUGGUUUGGAAUUGUGAAAUAAAUUUAAAUGGCCAAAUUAACGUAAAUGAUGAAAAAAUACUCUGAUUAUUUUUAUAAAUUUUUAUUUUUUAAUUUUGUAUUUAGCUAGUUUUUUAUUAAUAUCGGUUUAUUUAAAGGCGCUAGAACACGAGAUAUUAUUUAAAAUUUUGGCAAUGACCUUGGUCGGAUAUUGUGCCUGAUGGACCUGAGUUUGUGCCUCAAAUCAAGAAAUUCUUGGCCCAGGAAAACGCCAAGCAGAAAGUUAAAAAGCAUGCCAGUUCUGGGCUUUGGGUGCAGAAUAAAUCUAGGUACACUCCAGCGACUUCUGGCUGACUGAGACCAAGAG
Messenger RNA from Meloidogyne enterolobii, 1039 nucleotides. NCBI's taxonomy places the organism in Eukaryota, Metazoa, Nematoda, Chromadorea, Rhabditida, Meloidogynidae. The record is from the annotation of a GenBank genome assembly.